ACUGUUAUCCAUUUGGGCAAUACAAUAUUGUAUACAGCUGCGUCUCUCCUCGCACGAAAGGAUUAGGUGCAAGCCGAGCAAGCCUCGCUUUCAAUUAGACACCAGUCAGGACGUUCUUGAGCCAAAGCUCCUUGUCAUCCACCUCCUAACCGGCGGGCCGGACGGUAACACUCGACCAUGGGCACUCGUGAGGACCCCUCAACCCGAAUGCUGCGCUCGGGCUUCGGGAGACAAGUGAAGAGCCAGAAUGAAACGCUACCGGAGUGGGGCUUUGGCACGCAGCAUCGGGAUACAACGAAUAAGCUCUAUCUCUCAAAAGAACAAACCAAGGCACUUCCCGGCAGCAACUCGCAAGGCCCGGUGUACAAGACCUAUUCGGCUAUAGGUCCUCAGCCGGAAUCCAAGUAUUUUUCAUCGAGCGCACCCGGCUUUGGAUCAUCAGACCGCACGAAAGCUGCACGAAACCGGGCGCCAGGGCCAGGCGCGUAUGAGGUGGAGCCUGGACUGGGCAUCAUGAAGGAGUCCAAACGCUCCACCUCCCCUCGGGCUGUCUUUGGAAGCGCAACGCGGGACCAACAAAGCAAGGUAUGGCUUGAUGAGGAGCUCAUGAAGACAGUGGGCGGCCGUGAGUCGCCAGGACCCAACGUCUACAAGCAGCCAGGCGCCAUUGGCCGCAUGGUCGACUCGAAGCACACGACAGCGCCAACGUGGCGCCAGGGCACGGAGGGGCGCUUCAAGGACCGCUCGCCAUCACGUGACGUGCCAGGUGCAGGGACCUACAAGACGUACGGAGCAAUUGGGACGCAAACGUUGAGCCAGAAGAAGACACUACCAUCACCCAAGAUCGGGACGGGUCAGCGAGACGCAUUCAAGAAGAUCUUCAUUUCCAAGGAGCACGAGAAGAGCGGCUUUGGCGAGAACUCGCCAGGACCUGUAACGUCGCAGUUCGUAUCCAGCAUCGGCGCACAACGGUUGUCUGUUAAGACGAGCGCGCCUAGCUGGGGGUUCGGGACGCAAAAGAGGGGCAAGAACACAAACAGCGAAACACCGGGCCCGGGCUCCUACUUCGCGUAAGGAAGCAGCGUCGCUUUUGCGCCGCAUUGUCCAAGCGGCGGCUGCGGAGGCGUCUUGCAUGGCGUUAUGUGCGCAGGCAGCAGCGACGCUUGCUUUGUCUGCAGGCGCUUAGCUUCUUUCGCAGCAGCAAGUGACCAGUGAACCGGGCGACGUGGACUGGGCGCUUGCGGGACUGGGCUGUGAAGAUGUCGCCUUCACUCCCAUGCCUGGUGGAUCAUAGCGGCAUUGCUGGAGUGGGAGGCAAAGGCAACCCAUUUGUGUCCUUCGCGGAACCCCAGACGUGCCGACUGCGUUUACCACUCUUUUUGUACUUGACGACUGGCUGGGCAAGGGUUUGCGGCGCAUUUGGCUAACCUGGGGAUGCGCUAACGAACAAGACAUUGAAAGAACCGCAUUGGUCCUUUACCCUUAACGGUCUUCCAUCCAGAGAAAUGGGUUUAAAUCGGGCGUAUCGUGCCGUUGUUGUGGCAGUGGAAGUUGCGCCCCUUAUACGCAUGGGGAUUAGGUAAACGCAUGGGGGCAUGGGGGUUGCCGCUUUGGGUUAGCGCUGUGGAAGCCGCCAUAGGGCCUUGGGGAAGGUAGUAUUGUCUGGCGAGAUGGGCCUUAGUACCGUGGUGUGCAGUGCUUGGGGCUUGAGCUGGGUCCCUUUCUAUCUCGAGCAUGGGCAGGUGGAGUAGAAAUGCAUGUGAUGCUGGAUUGAAAGCCAAGGUGUAAAAGUAAACUUGCGGGUGAAAAGCAUAGUGUGCAGGCUUUGGCGCACGGUUGGCGCCUGUAACCUUCUGGCUCGCGGCUGGAGAGGUGACGGGUUGAGAGGAGCAGGGUUGAGCCCUACAUGCAGUGCCAAGGGUUUUGCGGACCUGUCGGCAACGGUGUGUGCUGGGGGUGCUCUUAUGGCCUUUCGUUGGAUAUCCAUCGGACCCGGAGCCGACGGCGUCCUGUCCGUGUCAAUGUGCGGGUACCUGGUUUCCACGAUACCUGUGAUGCGAGCGGCACGGAAAAUGUUCCUUGCAAUGGUUCGGGUGUCGUUUCGGUAGCCAAACGGGUGCUUGGACCCAAGGGUAAUCGCUGCAUUUAUUCACUUCUGACUGUUAUGCCUAGUGCUCUGCGUUGGCAUAUGACUUGUGGGGCCUUCUUGUACUGAUAGACGCCAAUUGCAUAGGAAGGCGAGGGACCUGGGAAGCUCCCCAGGUCGUCCUAGAAAAGGCGUCAUGGCCAAGUGGCAGACUGGCGCUGAUCAUGUCAUGAUGGCUGAGUCGCUGCAGAACAAUAACGCCGAACGUCAUUGUCCUGGGCUUUAGACAUAACGACUUGCAGAUUGUGACCUACGACAGUGCAUUCUGACUGUUUCCUCUUGUUACUUCGAGCCGGACUUCCAAUGUCCUGAACACGAUGUAAUGCAAGUACUGUAGUGCUGUACUGUAAUGCAAGUACCACA
Astrephomene gubernaculifera is the source of this 2509-nucleotide messenger RNA. The record is from the annotation of a GenBank genome assembly. Lineage: Eukaryota; Viridiplantae; Chlorophyta; Chlorophyceae; Chlamydomonadales; Astrephomenaceae.